Messenger RNA from Symbiodinium pilosum, 2369 nucleotides. The record is from the annotation of a GenBank genome assembly. Lineage: Eukaryota; Dinophyceae; Suessiales; Symbiodiniaceae.
AUGGCCGGGAGCAUGCUGACGUACAGCACGCUCAUGUCGGCGAAUGAGGGGACCGAAACGCAGGCAAUGAAGAUCGUUGCAACCCGUCAGCGCGAGAAGCUGAUGGGAUGCUUGAUGCUUCCCUUGGCGUUUGUUUACUUCGUCCUGUUCUGCACAUCUAUCAUGCUGCACGAGGACAUCUCAGAUGUGUACAUGAUUGAGUCCAACUUGCGUGGGCAGAUGGACGACAUCUUCGGCGAAGUCGAGGACAUGGACUCCUUGUGGGAUGCCAUUCAGGGAGAUUUCUCCGACAUUUUCUUCAAGCAGACUGAUAUGUAUGGCCGCACGCUCUCCAAGAACACGACGAACUACAAAUGGGGUGACUGGGGGCGUGUGAAUCGCUACAACCAGAUCCAAGGCGCAAUCCGAUUCCAGCAGACCAGAAAUGUGUCCGCCGCUUAUGGCAAAGCCUUUCAGUGCAACAGUGAGAUUUCCUGCUUUCUUUGUCGGUCCAACCGCGGCUUUCAGCCUGCUUAUCUGAACCAGCAGAGAAGCAACGGCUUCGUGGUGGAUUGUGGGAACUGGACGAUGCGGAGGCUUGAUGGCGAGGCGGACAUGGAGGAUGUUGAGCCUGAGGGCCGGCAGCUCUCACCACUGGCACCGCCAAUGCUGACAUCUCUGCCCAGAGAGAAAACGGACGAGAUGCACGUCUUCAGGUUCUAUUUGUAUCCUUCAGAAGCCAAGAGCCGAACAAUGGAGCGGCUGCAGUACUUCCGGAACCGCGUGUGGCUGGACAAGGAUUCCGAAGUUUUGCAGAUUCGCCUCUACCUGCUGAACGCAGAACUGGGCCAGCCAAACAUGGAGCAGGUGACGUUGACCUUCUUCAUGAGUGCCGGCGGGAGCAUCUACUACCGGCGCGACUUCCAAGCCAUUUUCUUCGAGAUCUUCCCGAACAUGUCUUGCAUGGUCGGCAAGAAGGGCAGGACAGUGUGGGCAAUCAAUUCAACAGAUGUACGUAUCCGGGUUUCUGACGGCCUCUUCUUCUGCGUUUUCGUUUUCACCGGCGCACUGCAGGUCGUCGUGCUCUGGCGGGUCAUCCGCGACAAGAGAUUGAUGUCAUACCUCAAGGACAUCAGGUCUCUCCUUGAAGUCGUGGUGAUCAUAAUCGGUCUCUACUUCUGCUACCAGUUCUACGCUGUCUACCAGACAAAGGAGAGGACCACGGACAUCGUGAACGAGGUCCGGGCCAGGGGGUGGGAUAUCCACGACGACUUCCAGCCUGUGCUGGAGCAGCUCUUUGACAUCAGUGAAGCUGCCGCCGAAGACAUCCUCAGCCUCCGUCUGCUGGCGGCCAACUACACCUUGAUCCUCACUUUCCGCUUCUUCGCGAACUUCCGAGCCCAGCCACAGCUGGCAAUUAUCACGAAGACCUUAGGGGCGCUCAUUGUGGAGAUCAUCCACUUCAUAGUGGUCUUCAUUCCUGCCUUCCUGAUCUACGUGACCAGCGCCACCUUGCUGUUCGGGCGCCAGAUUGAGGAUGUGUGCACGUUCGGAGGCUCGCUGGGUUACAUUUUCCGCAUGGCCCAGGAGGGUGAGUUCGACUGGGAGACUAUGCAGGAAGAGAACUACUGGUCAUCUGCUAUUUGGGUGUGGUCCUUCGUGGUGUUCGUGAAUAUGCUUCUGAUCAACCUGCUGAUUGCCAUUAUCUUGGACACCUACAAGGAGGUGCAGCGGAAUCAGGAUUCCAAGGAAGCGGUCUGGAACACCUUGUACCAGUUCUGGAACCGGCUGAUCUCGAUGAGGAGCUGGGUCAAUGAGCAGAAGAUCGUGAGGAAAUGUAGCGAGCCUUACCAUCCGGAUCUCCUCGAGCCGGACUACCUGAAGGAAGUCUUCCCCAGCAUCCCGGAAUACCAGCUCGGCUUGCUCUUCAAAGAUACAGCAAAACAGAUGGAGAUCCAGUCAGACAAAGACAUCAAGACAGAGAAGCUGGUGAAGAUGGCAGGCUCCCUGAUGAUGUCUGUGGGGGGCGUGAACAGCUCCUUGAAGACCAUGAUGGAGGAGGAGUCCAAAGAUCCACUGCAGAGUUGGGUGGUGGGCAAGCCGGUCUCUGGUGACAACAAGUCUGCUUUCCCUGUUCAGCACAAGGGAAAUGUGGAGCCCAGGAUCUACGAUCCCACGAAGGUGGAGGAGGAGAUCCCAGAGGGCGAGGAUUGGGAGCAGCCGGAAGUCGUCGAGGAGCCCCCUCCCGAAGCCGGGGCCGGGGAGGGCAACGAGCCCGCUGAAGCGGAGCCCGUUGAAGAGGAGUGGAAACCCAUUUGGUUGCGCGAAGUCGAUACCAUGCUCAAGGCCCAGCGCAGUUGGCUGCUCAAUGCAUCCUGGCACCUCGAGCA